Molecule: messenger RNA, 2613 nt
Organism: Melospiza georgiana
Lineage: Eukaryota; Metazoa; Chordata; Aves; Passeriformes; Passerellidae
Gene: TMEM240
Product: transmembrane protein 240
Exons: 3
Coding region: 78-635 (185 amino acids)
Source: RefSeq, a predicted model, not a curated record
CUUCCCCCCGCGCUGUCCCCGAGCCCGAGCACCUCCGUGUGUGUCCGUGUGUCCCUCCACACGCACAUCUUCUCCCGAUGGCUGCUUCGGUGCCCGGCAAUCGAACUGGAGUGGAUGUUUUACCCCAGCGCCCAGCGCUGACCCCGUGCCUCGCUUGUGGGCUCUUACAGGCAAUAGCUUGCUUGAUGGACAUGAACGCCUUGCUGGACAGAUUCCACAAUUACAUCCUACCGCACCUCCGAGGGGAGGACCGAGUUUGUCACUGCAACUGUGGAAGGCACCACGUGCACUACGUGAUCCCGUACGACGGGGACCAGUCGGUGGUGGACUCGUCGGAGAAUUACUUUGUGACCGACAAUGUGACCAAGCAGGAGAUCGACCUCAUGCUGGGGCUGCUGCUGGGCUUCUGCAUCAGCUGGUUCCUGGUGUGGAUGGACGGCGUCCUGCACUACGCCGUGCGCGCCUGGCGCGCCAGCCGCCGAUACGACACGCCCUGGUGGUGGCUGCCCAGGCUGUGUAAGCUGAAGGAGCUGCGCAAGCGCCACCCGCGGCAGUACGAGGAGCCCACGGGGAACAUGGUGCACAUCAAACAGAAGCUCUACCACAACGGGCACCCCAGCCCGCGGCACCUGUGAGGGAACCGCACUCCAGGGACUUCUCUUCCUCACGGGACGGCCCCUGCAGCGCCCCCAGGCCGGCCGGGCACUCGGAUUGCCGCCAUUUUGCCGCGAUUUUGCCGCGAUUUUGCCGGGACGGCCCCGGGCGGACGCGCCACCAUGCACAACCAGAGCCGGCGCUGGGCGCUCUGCAGCCCAGGCUUUGCACUGUGGUCCACGUUUUAUUGUCAGACUGGUGUAAAUAUGUAAAAAAAAAAAAAAAAGCAGACAAGAACAACAAAAAAGAGAUUUGCAUUAUGAUUUCAACCCUCAUCUCAUUGUCCUGGCUGUCCUGCUCAUCCUGCUGGCAGUGGUGGCCGAGGGGAUGGAGGUGGGACAGCAGCAAGAAGAUGCAAAGUGUCUCCUCCAGGAGCUCCAGCCCCACAACAUUUCUUUGUUCCUUUGGCUGCUCUGAGCCUCCCACGGCUACAAAGGGCCUGGCUGGUCACAGGUUUGGAUGGGGGAAGGCACAGUGUCCCCUUCUUGGGGUUUUUGGGGUUUUAUUUUGCUUUGGUUCUCAGGUUUGGAUGGGGGAAGGCACAGUGUCCCCUUUUUUGGGUUUUUGGGUUUUUUUUUUGCUUUGGUUCUCAGGUUUGGAUGGGGGAAGGCACAGUGUCUCCUUUUGGGGUUCUUGGGGUUCUUUUGCUUUGGUUCACGUUCUGGAAUUGCUGUGGGGGAAGGAAGGGCUGGGAAUGGGUCAGGGCUUUGUGUUUGCAUUGCUGCCCUCUGAACCUGCCUUGAGCACCCCUUUAGUGGUGGCACCUUUAGAGGUGGCACCUUUGGUGGUGCUUUUGGAAGUGUCACCUUUGGUGGCGGGAAAAAAGGAGCUGCUCUGCCCCUCUUCCUGCAGGGUGACCCUGGUUAAAACACCCCAAAAACCCCAAAACCCCAGAGGGCAGCAAGAGGGGGCCCUGAGCAGCCUCUUCUUGUAGGGUGAGCCUGGUUAAAACACCCUAAAAACCUGGAUAGAGCACCCCAAAACCCCAAAACCCCAGAGAGCAACAAGAGGGGGUCCUGAGAAUGGUGAGCCUGGUGAAAACACCCCAAAAACCUGGUUAAAUCACCCCUAAGGCCUGAUUCAAACACCCCAAAACCCCAAAGAGCAGCAAGAGGGGUCCCUGAGCAGCCUCGUUCCUGCUGCACCCCUUUCUUAUGGGGCUGGGCUUUGGGGACACACAGACACCCAGACCAAAACCCCAAAUCCACAGACACCCUGACCAAACUCCUCCCCAAAUGUCCCCAGAGUUGAACCCAAACGUGAGGAAGCUCCAAAGUGGUUUUGUGGGGCUGCUCCUGGGUGGGUUUUGAGGUCUGAUCUUUUGGGAUCAGGGCUCUGAGGGAAGUGUCCUCACCCCAAACCCUCCUGUAGGGCCAGCAGGAGCUGGGGGCUUUGGGGGGUUUUAUCCUGUCCUGGGGUUUGUGAGCAGGGAUUCCAGAGGGAAAUGCCAUCCCCAGGAUCUGAGAACCCUCAGUAUUUCCCUCAAUAUUUCCCCCCCUUUAAUCUUUUUGUAUCCAGUGGGGUGGUGCAGAAAAAGGGGAAAAACCCAGGAGUAAAGGAUGCUGAGAAAAAUCUCAUUUUUUUUUCCCAUGGAUUCCAUGACAUUUUCAGUGGCCUCCUGCUGUUUGGUGGCAGCAAAAGGGACACCCCAACUCCUGCUCUUCCUCCCUGCUUCACUUUCUGUGUUUUGGGGUCAUUUUGAAAUUUCCUAUGCCCAUUUCUGUUAAUUACAAGCCCAAAUAUUCCCAUUUUUCUGCCAUCCCCACUUUUGCUAUUCCCUAGUGCCUCUUGUCUUGGAGCCCCAGGUUUUUUCUGGACCUCAAUAAUUGCCUGGUCCUUAUUUGCGUCUGUCUGUCUGUCUGUCAUUCCUGGCUGUCAUGUCCAAAAUUCCUUAGGAUCUAAGGAAUGACUUUUCCUUGAGCAGUUAUCAACAAGUGGGGACAGCACUUUGGAGGGGAG